AAACGCGAUUUCAGUCAUCGCUUAGUCGCUCGCGCCUCGACAUCGCAUCGGGCGGCGGGUUUUUCCUCCUCCUCCUCAGGCCUCUUUGCACCUCGAUCCCGCGCCGCGACAAAUCUGUAGGCCCGCAUUUCUCGUCUAUAUAAAUUAAUGUCACAAAUGUAUAUGUAAAAUAAGUGUUAAUAAUAUUUUCAACGCACUGCAAGAGCGACGACGUAUAGCGCGAAAGCAGCGAUCUUGUUUUUUCGCACCCAACGAGGCGGCACCGUAUAACGCGCAUUCGUGCGCGAGCUUGUGAGUGCGUGAGUGCGUGUGUGUGGUGGCCCUCGGGGCACAAUAAUUGUGCUAUUAUCAGGUGGUGAAUUGUGAAAGAUAUAUACGCACGACUCUGCGAAAAUGAGAGUGACGAGUAGUCGGAUCAAAUCAAUAAGGCCAUCGUCGCUAAUGUGGCCGGCACGAUUUUUGUUGAUCGUUUCGCUGUUGUCUUGUUCGGCCAGUGCCUUUUAUAUCGAACAGGAGCUUUAUGAGCCUGGUCUUUCAGCGGGUUCGGAGUGUCGCAUGGAGGACUCGAGCUGGGGCGUGUGCACCCCCCUGCCCGAGUGUCCCUACCGCAUCAAGGAGGUGCUGGCGGGUCAGCGCUCGGCCACGACCACGAGGGGCAGAUGCUCCUUCGAACAUACCACCGAGAUCGUGUGUUGUCCACUGUGGGAUGUGACGUCGAGUUCGAAGCAAACGACGACCACGACCACGACCACGACAACGACGACGACUACGCAAGCUCCUUUUACGAAUUACGUGCGACCCGCUGAAGAAGCUUGUCAGGAAUACGAUAACGAAAUAUCGGGCAAAAAUACGGAAAAAGUUACUACGAACAUAAUUGGAGGCGAGGACGUGAAACAGGGCGAGUUUCCUUUCGCAGUGGCGCUCGGUUUCUGGGGCACCGGUCUGGACGCCAAGAAGGUUGUGUACGAUUGCGGCGGUACCCUGAUCACGCUCAGACACGUGCUGACCGCGGCCCACUGCAUCAACAACAUGGACGAGCGCAAACCCUUCGAGGUGCGAAUCGGUAGCGUCGAUCUGAACGACAGGAACGCGUACACGCAGCACAUCGGGAUCGUCGAGUGGAUAUCGCAUCCGGACUACAGGCGCAACUCCGCCUACAACGACAUCGCCUUGCUGAGGCUGCGUCGGGCCGUCGACACCAGCAAGACCGUCCAGCCCGUUUGCUUGAACUACCUGCCGCUCAACAAUCUCGCGUCUUACGCCAACUCCUCGCUCAUCGCCACGGGCUGGGGCAACAUCGACAUCGACGGCGAGAGAGGCAGCAACCUGAAGAAAACCCAUAACCUGUCAUUCGUCAAUCGCAACGACUGCAACCAGUACUACAAGAGCUGGUCGUCGAAGCUUCGUCAAGGCGUCGACGAAAACACCCAACUCUGCGUGAUCGACCGGUCCCUGACGCAACGCUCGGACUCGUGCCAGGGCGACAGCGGUGGCCCACUGAUAUUCAUCACCAAGCCCGGGGCCGCCAACAGCGUGAUCGGGGUCACGUCCACCGGCCAGAGCUGCGGCAGCUCCGUACCCUCGAUCUACACGUCGGUCUACCCUUACCUGGACUGGAUCGAGAGCAUCGCUUGGCCCAGGGAGUACGCGGCCUGGCAAAGCCGGCUCGGAGCCUGAUCGCGUUCGUAACGUCGUUCGGCGGCGGCACGCGUGUAUAUAACGAUAAUAAUAAUAAUAAAAUAUUAUUUUUAAUUCGACUUUUAUUCUCUCGGAGUCUUUUUUUUUUCGCGUGCGAGCGAAUUAAGCAAGCGUUUUUUAACGCGUGUUACGACAACGAUCACGACCAGCGAUAUAUAAUAACAAAAAGACUGCACGCAAGCUUAUACUCUCACUUCUUUCUCGAGAAACGUAGCCACAUCCAAGGACUCGAAGCGUACGUGUAAUGGUCUGACCGAUUAUUACUAUUACGUGCGAAGGUUUUCUUCGAUUUUUCGAGAUCGAAAUUGAUUAAUGAUGCAAACAUUACUUUUGUCAUUUAUUUUUAUUUUUUGUAUUUUUUUUUUCGGCGGCCCGCCGCGGUUACAUAUUAUAAAUAGCAUAAUUCAAUCCUGUACAUCUUGUGAAUCUAUAGGUAUAUUAAAAAACAAAUUUUGCAACGAGA
Molecule: messenger RNA, 2161 nt
Organism: Trichogramma pretiosum
Lineage: Eukaryota; Metazoa; Arthropoda; Insecta; Hymenoptera; Trichogrammatidae
Product: serine protease persephone-like
Exons: 5
Coding region: 394-1677 (427 amino acids)
Biological process (GO): proteolysis
Molecular function (GO): serine-type endopeptidase activity
Source: RefSeq, a predicted model, not a curated record